Molecule: messenger RNA, 363 nt
Organism: Microthlaspi erraticum
Lineage: Eukaryota; Viridiplantae; Streptophyta; Magnoliopsida; Brassicales; Brassicaceae
Source: the annotation of a GenBank genome assembly
AUGAAGAAAGCUCAAGAUUGUCAGAAGAAGUACGCAUAUCAAAGGAGGAGAGAAGUUACAUUCGAAAGCGGAGAUAUGGUGUAUCUCAAGGUAGCAGCUCAGAAAGGGAAGGAUAGGUUUGGAAAGAUUGGCAAACUUGCAGUGCGCUAUAUCGGACCAUACAAGAUCAUCGGAAAAGUAGGUUUCGUAGCUUACCGAUUGGAACUACCUUCAGAAAUGAAUUUGCAUCCUGUAUUCCAUGUUUCCAUGCUGAGGAAACAUGUGGCGAAUCCAAACAUCGAACCAGAACGAGUAGAAUACCUUCGGCAAGACCUCACUUACCCGGAAGGACCUAUUGAUGAUAGGAUUUGUGUGUGGAUGUGA